AUCGCACAAUACAAGUUGAUAUCUUGGCUGUGCCGGUUCAUUUCUUGUUCAUUUAGCCGUUCGAUAGAAAUUGCUCCCACAAUGUCUCAACUCCAGAUUCAAAAGACAGCUCCUGACUUCAGCGGAACGGCUGUGAUUGAUGGAGAAUUCAAAGAAAUCAAUCCUGAAAUGUUCCGUGGAAAAUAUCUUGUUCUCUUUUUCUACCCACUGGAUUUCACCUUUGUUUGCCCCACGGAAAUCAUUGCUUUCUCCGACAGAGUUGAAGAGUUCCGUCAAAUCAACUGUGAAGUGAUCGCUGCCUCAUGUGAUUCCCACUUUUCCCAUCUUGCUUGGAUCAAAAUGCCAAGGAAGAUGGGUGGGCUUGGGGAUCUCCAUAUCCCUCUGCUGUCUGAUAAAUCAGGACGCAUUGCUCGAUCUUAUGGCAUUUAUAAUGAGGAAACCGGUGUUCCAUUCAGAGGUCUCUUUAUUAUCGAUGGUCAAGGCACAUUGCGCCAAGUGACAGUAAAUGAUCUUCCAGUUGGGCGCUCUGUUGACGAAACCUUGAGGCUGGUUCAGGCAUUCCAGUUUACCGAUGUUCAUGGAGAAGUCUGCCCUGCCAAUUGGAGACCUGGAAAGAAAACGAUGAAGCCAACACCUGUUGGAGCUGGUGAAUACUUUGCCAACGAAGGCUAAAUAUUUGUCUGAGGCAACUUUUAAAGUUUCAUCACAGCUUCAUCACUAUAUGUUUUUUUUUACUUUCUUCUAAUCUAUUUUUAAUUGUAAUCUAUUUGUUGUUUGUUCCUUUCUUGCCGAAUUAUUUGUACUUGCUAGUAUUAAUUAUUUGUAAACAAACACAUUAUGUUCGACAUUACCAAAAAAUUGUAACCAUUUACGGCCACAACACUUAGUGUCUACUGCCGUUAAGAUAUUAAAUAUCAAUAUAUGUUUUUCAAGUAAAAAUAUGUGGUCAUUAUUUUAUAUUAUAUUUGUAAACUAUAUCACCACAGAUACUAAUUAUCAGAAAGUAUUGUUUUGAUAUUAGCUAUAUAAUCAUAAUUUUGUUCCUACAGUAUUUUAUUAUAUUAUGUGAUAAGUGGAACAAUAAAUAAUUU
Nezara viridula (southern green stink bug) is the source of this 1091-nucleotide messenger RNA. The record is from the annotation of a GenBank genome assembly. NCBI's taxonomy places the organism in Eukaryota, Metazoa, Arthropoda, Insecta, Hemiptera, Pentatomidae.